AUGCCUACCUACACGGUGACCGUGGCCACCGGCAACCAGUGGUUUGCGGGCACUGAUGACUACAUCUACAUAACACUGAUGGGCACGGGGCAGUGCAGCGAGAGGACCCUCCUGGAUAAACCGAUGUACAACGACUUUGAGAGAGGAGCGGUUGACUCCUAUGAUGUGACCGUGGGUGAGGAUCUGGGCGAGAUCGUGCUGGUGAAGAUUGAAAAGAACAAGUACUGGGUGCAGGACGACUGGUACUGCAGGUACAUCACAGUCAAGACCCCAGGGGGCGAAUACCUGGAGUUCCCCUGCUUCCACUGGCUGGUGGACGAAAAGGAAGUGGUGCUCAGAGAUGGACGAGCACGUUUGUGUCAGAAUGAAAAGACGAUGAUUGCCAAGAAGCACCGACAGCAGGAACUGGACAUGCGGCGUAGGACGUACAAAUGGCAAGAGUGGCAACCAGGCUUUCCAAUGAGCAUAGAUGCAGACAAACACAAGGAUUUGCCCAGGGACAUCCAAUUUGACAGCGAGAAGGGAGUGGACUUUGUACUGAACUACAGUAAAGCCAUUGAGAACCUGUGUGUGAACCAGUUCAUGCACAUGUUCCAGUCCUCCUGGAGCGACUUCGCCGACUUUGAGAGGAUCUUUGUGAGGAUCAAGAACACCAUCUCAGAGUACGUCAUGGAGCAUUGGAAGGAGGACUUCAUGUUUGGCUACCAGUUCCUGAACGGGUGCAACCCAGUGGUGCUCCAAAAGUGCACCAAGCUCCCAGACAAGUUCCCUGUCACCCAUGAGAUGGUGGCUUUCUGCCUGGAGAGAGACCUUACCCUGGAAGAAGAAAUAGAGGCGGGGAACAUCUACAUCGCAGACUACGAGGUGCUGGAGGGCAUCACCCCCAACAGCACGGACCCCUGUACCAUGCAGUACCUGGCCGCGCCCAUCUGUCUGCUCUACAGGACGGUGGGGAGCAAGAUCCUCCCCCUGGCCAUACAGUUGAGUCAGGUGCCUGGCGAGAAUGCCCCCAUCUUCCUGCCCAGCGACAGUCAGGACGACUGGCUGAUCGCAAAGAUCUGGGUGCGCUCGGCCGACUUCCACGUGCAUCAGACCAUCACCCAUCUCCUGAGGACCCACCUGAUGUCCGAGAUGUUCGGAGUGGCCAUGUUCCGACACCUUCCCGCCGUCCACCCCGUCUACAAGCUGCUUGUGCCACACAUCCGCUACACCAUCGCCAUCAACACCAAGGCCCGGGAACAGCUCAUCUGCAAGUUCGGCAUCUUCGACAAGGCCAAUGGCACAGGUGGAGGUGGACACGUCCAGCUGAUUCAGAAAGCCAUGAAGACCCUCACCUUCAAGUCUCUGUGCUUCCCCGACUCCAUCAAGGCCCGCAAUAUGGAGAGCGUGGAAGAGCUGCCCACUUACUUCUUCAGGGAUGACGGCAACAAAGUAUGGGAUGCCACCAAGAGCUUCGUGUCAGAUGUGGUGAACAUUUACUACGCCAGCGAUGCGGUCGUACAGAAAGACGAGGAGAUCCAGGCCUUUGUCAAAGAUGUGUUCAACUUCGGCAUGCAGGCCUCUGAAUCCUGUGAGUUCCCCGAGUCCCUGAAGACCCAGGAGGAGCUGACUGAGUAUCUGACUGUGGUCAUCUUCACAGCCUCCUCCCAGCAUGCUGCUGUCAACUUUGGACAGUACGACUGGUGCUCCUGGAUCCCCAACGCCCCCUCCACCAUGCGCAAGCCCCCGCCCACCGAGAAGGGCGUGGCGGACGUCAAGCUGAUCAUAGAGAGCCUCCCCGACCGCGGGCGGUCCUGCUGGCACCUGGGGGCUGUGUGGGCCCUCAGCCAGUUCCAGGAGAACGAGCUGUACCUGGGCAUGUACCCUGACGAGCACUUCAUCGAGCAGCCAGUGAAGGAGGCCAUGAAAAAGUUCCGGAAGGUCCUGGCCGGGAUAAGCACGCUCAUAAAGCUGAGGAAUCAGGGGAAGAGGCUGCCAUACUACUACAUGUCACCAGAUAAGAUCCCAAACAGUGUUGCCGUGUGAAGGACCAGAAGGUUCUUCCAACAGUGGGACAGAAGACCAUGUUUCCAUUUUUAUUUUAUUUUUUACAUAUUAACGGUCUUUGGUAGAAAUAAUUUGAGAAUUUCUUUGCUGCCAAAUUUGCUACUGUAGAAUUAAUUUAAAGGUGCUGUUAUUCCGCUUUUCGUCUAUAAUAGUCUAUUCAAUCUUUUUUAAUAAACAAUUGUUCGGCGAGUACCUUUGA
This is a messenger RNA of Gadus morhua (Atlantic cod), 2245 nucleotides long. It is a transcript of the gene alox5a, whose product is annotated as arachidonate 5-lipoxygenase a. Gene Ontology annotation, molecular function: oxidoreductase activity, acting on single donors with incorporation of molecular oxygen, incorporation of two atoms of oxygen; protein binding; iron ion binding. The record is from RefSeq and is a predicted model, not a curated record. Gene Ontology annotation, biological process: lipid oxidation. The coding region runs from base 1 to 2025 and encodes 674 amino acids. The transcript is spliced from 14 exons. Lineage: Eukaryota; Metazoa; Chordata; Actinopteri; Gadiformes; Gadidae.